Messenger RNA from Actinia tenebrosa (Australian red waratah sea anemone), 4418 nucleotides. RefSeq lists its product as uncharacterized. NCBI's taxonomy places the organism in Eukaryota, Metazoa, Cnidaria, Anthozoa, Actiniaria, Actiniidae. The record is from RefSeq and is a predicted model, not a curated record.
GUCAUUUUGGCUCUCUUUAGACGACUAGAUCUCUCCAGUACUGCUAGCUGCUGGAAUAGAAAAACUCUCAAAAAAAUCGAAGUCAAAGCAGGAAUUAAGAACAUACCUCAUUACUUGGAACUUCUUCAGUUGCUGUUUCGCUUUUUUAGCAUGUUACCAGUCAUCUGGUCGUCAUUUGCAUAAUCCCGCAGAUAUAAUAACAGGGAUCGUGCCGUUAUAGAAAAGAACACGUUCUACAAGGAAACGUUUACAGAUGCAGGAAGGAAACGUCAGUGAAGUCAAAGUUAGAUGAGCAUGGUAAUUUUCCAUUAUAUUCCCAGCUGAUAAAGGCCACAGAAUUCAAGCCUUUACAAGACUAGAGCAUAGUAUUUAUGGAAUUACAGUAUCAGUCAACUAAUCGUGAUCCCAUUUCCUGGGCAUCGCUUAGGUUCCCCUCUCGAAGACCAAAUGGCACAACUCAACACUAUCGGGAGUGGCAAGGACAACGAAUAUCGGGUUUUUCCGAUCACAUGGAAGAUCCAACGUUUCACAAAUCGACAGCAGGAUUAACUGGAGACAACUCGCCUUUUUCCGAGUCAGAAGACUUCAGAACAUCGAGAUUCAAUCAUAUCAUAAUCCCUAAACCAAACAUGGCCUAUGCGCGAUAUCCUGGACAAGUUUCACUCAACCGGGAUACGCCAUAUUGGGACGCUCAACGAUCUUUAUCGCGACAAGAUGAGGAUGGGUUUACAGCUUCGUCUUCGUUUGUCAAUCAAGACUUAAACAAACUCAAUGGAGUGUCAUAUAAACCUGAGUUAUUGGUAAAUAAUUCUUAUAAACACUCUCGUAAUCUAAGGGACAGUGAGCCUUCUUCAUCUCGUAAGAUGUACAAAAGGUCAGCGGAUGCUGUUGAAAGAGAUGGGGAAAACGCCACUUCUGCCUUUAAAGUUUUCAAGCGAAAUGACAAUAAACGCCAGUUUAGUAGGAUUAAUGAGAGAAACAAGAACCUGCCUCCUCCUCCACCAUUAGUUAAAGCUAAUGAGAGAAUGAAAAUGAAUUCGAAACUAGAAACGAAGUCAAGAGAAAAUAUAAUUGUCAUUGGUGACUCGCCGCCACCCCAAGCACGAUCAGAAAAGUGUCAUUCAAAAUCCCGAAAAGAUCCCUUUAAACUUGAAACUAUUUCACGUGAAACACUGCAUCAUUCGAAGCCUAUAUCGUCCACUAGAGUACAUACUAUGGAAUACCAACAGCCAAUAGGCCCCCCGAAAACUUAUAGCCCACGUGAUGAAAGAGAAGCGUUGGAACUAACGCAACGUUGUCACUGUCAUCAUUAUGACAAUAUGCCUUACGUCUCAAAAGGAUUGCCUCGAUUUUCAAACGUAAGAAAUGACAGGGUUUGCAGUGCCAAAACAAUGCCAUUCGUGACUACCCAGAAUGCAACGAGGUCGCACUACGAACCACAUACGGGUAUUCAAUGUUAUUCUGAUCACCAUAGUAGUGUUACAUAUUCGCCUACCAGGAAAACAUCAGGAUUGCAUAAAAAUAACCAUUCAAGGAGUCACAUGAGUCCCUCACGUAAUGCUUCGUCUCCAACUUUUUGUGAUAGCCAUGAAGCAUUGCACGCUUGGAGAGUGAAAUCUCAGUUGACAGAGUCACCGUCUGACUCACAAAUAAACAAUGCUUUUGUUGCAGAUGUCCUAAGAAACGACUCUAAGGACGUGUCCUCGAACUUAUUAGAUUCUCGCUCUCCUUUCAAGCAGGAUAGUUCUGCUGUUAGAGAACAGAGACAGUCUAAAGACCAUCGCUUACAAACUACGGUUGUAAAAGAUAAGGUAGUACGUUCACAGAUGAAUGGUACGGAAAAUCUUGCAAUCCAAAACAAUCUAGAAUAUCCUUGCCAGAGAAGAGAGGAAUUAGCGUUCAGAUUCCUCAACCAGAAAAUGCCACAAUUAUCUAAAACGGAUCAAGCAAAACUUAGCAAACUUUUUGAGAUCCAUUGUCAAGCAAAGAAUUCACGACAUCAAUUCAUAAUUGCCCAACAGCCAUCACGAGCCUCAGAAAUUUAUGAUUACCACGAAGUUGAAAAACUAGCAGUAUCUCAAAGUCCUAAUGUUCAGUCUUCAUCAUCAGUCACCCAGAAAUCAAAGCAUGAACAGAAACAGGAAACAUUGCGUUCAUUGUUGCUGUCACCGAACUCUCAAGGAAAAGGUUGUCCCGUCUUGACAAAUACCACGAGAGACAAGGUCGUCAUGCGGUCGGGCUUAACAGAUUCGGCUUUGAUUUCACCUCGUAAAGGACAUCAAUUAUCACACUUACCAGUCUAUUCAAGUCCUGCGAAAGGUUGCUGUCUUUCUUUGUCAGGAAACAUGACUACACGAGGAAAGCCAGGGGUCAUGUCACAAGCGACUUUUUCAAGCAGCCUUCCUAAUGGCGAUCGCCUUUAUGGAAAAGCAUCGCAGGACAAGAAAAUCCUUGAGAUGACAUCAAAAUCAAACGCAUCUCGUAGUCCACCCAAUCUCGCUUCUUACAAAAAAUCACUGAAGGAAACGAAAAACCAAAAGGGAAUUUCAUCACAGCCAAUUGGUUCUACUGAUACCGAAAAAGCCCCGCUUGUCCAAAAGAAUCGUAUAGCAAUGUUUCAGUCACCACCACAGUCAAGAAGAUUGAGUUAUCCAUUGGAAAACAGUCGCUUAAAUGAGAAUCGCAGCCCAGAGAACUCGAGUGUAAGACUUCAACGAACAAAGAGCGAAGGUGACCACAAAAACCAUUGUGGAACUGAUGUCUCGUCUUUGCUUGACAACUUCAGGGAAGACGAAACCACCCAACAGCCAUGUGGAGGGUACGCUUUCGACCACGACUCCAUGCCAAUCAUUGUGGCUGUCCAUUCUAUUGUGGUGAAAGAUGACAAUCAAGAGGGAAUCGAGAUAGGUCGAGAAGAAAAAACCAAGGGAGCGAUAUUGAAGAAAAGCUCUGCGAUUACAUCAUCUCAUUGUGUUGUGGACCCUAUAUCGACAUCCAAGAAUGAGCCCACACGUUAUCAGAGACUUCUACCAAAGCCAGACACGAAGAGUGAGAAAACAAACCUUUCUGAAAAAAUGCACGUUUCUGGUGAUCAACUUGUGAGAGAGCAGAUGGCAUCAUUAUCUUCAUCGUCCUCAACCUCAUUAACAUCAUCAUCAUCGUCGUCAUCAUCAUCACUAUCAACAUCACAAUUAUCAUCAUCAUCAGUAUUACCAUUAUCAUCAUUACCAUCAGCAUCAUCAUCAUCCUCAACAACGAUAGCAUCAUCACCAUCAUCAUCAUCUGCAACCGCAGCAGAGAUUGGGCAACCAGUCAACAAAGUCUCCACCACAUCAAGUAUCCCAUCGCAUCGUGACRAUUAUAAACAAGUUUCACAGGCGUCAGACAGAGUAAGGAAAGACAUAUCCUCUAAUGAUCUCAACGUGAAACAUAAGGGUGACAAAGCAGUACUAGCAGAUGACACCUCGAACACAAUCAACGUUGACUCCACGACAAGCGUUCCUUCAGAGAUAAGUACGAAUGGUUCUUCGUCUUUGCCAAACAAAUCAGCCGAGGAGGUUGAAAACAAAGGCAAGAGUUCAAAAUCAAUCAUGAAUAAAUGUCUCAGCGUGCAAGAGCUAAGCAAAAAGAUUAUGGAAACCAGAGAGCGAAUUGUUAAAGAAAACAUCGAUUGGAAGAAAAAGCUACUUCGUCGAUUAGAGUUUGUUUUGAUAAAGAAACUUAAAAGAGCCGAGAGAGAAACUGGAAAUAAGGCUUCAAUAGACUUGCUGCCCGAGAAAAAAGUCAAGGGUAAAGAAGAGAAGAAGAAGGCAAAGAACUGCAAGAGAAAUAAGUCUUGCAGUGAUGAGACUAGUCCUAACGUAGAGCAAGAGGGAAAAGACGCGAAAGAAAAAUCCCAAGGAACAACGCAGAAAAGCUCUGAUAAAAUUAACGAAGCAAACAAUGCCAAUAAAGAAAAGAAAAUAUUUCACCCCAAAUACGAUAUAACAGAAUUAGACGAAAGCAAAGUGGAUGAAGAAUCGAAGUCCAAAACAAUAAGCAGAAAAGAAUCCGUAGAUUCUGUAAUAAUGAGCCAGGACGAGAUUCACGCAGACGUGAACGAGGAAAACUUUCCAAACAAGAAUGAAAUGUUAGUAGCCGCAACUGUUAAUGACGGGACUACUGACGAACAAUGCAAUGGCGGGUUCUUGCCAUCUCUGAGCCCUGCAAGGGAAGACGAAGGUUUUGCAGAUUAUUCUAGCUGCUCUGAUCUGGUCAUCGCUGAGUAAACAAUUGUAACUUGUAGAUAGCAAGUAAGACAGUAAAAGUGGCGUAGGUGGUAAAACGUUCUUUCCUUAAAUACAGAAAACCAUUUCCAAGGGGCUAAUUGAGUUUCUUCCGUCAACACAACGGAAAACAAUAUAAAAAGCAUCGUUUUU